AAAUCGAAAGCGUAAUUCGCACUCGUAGACAGACUUUUCCUCUCUCUCGGUCUCCGAUUUCUCGCCGGCCACUACUGCGCGCGGCGAUGGCGACAAUGGCGAGGCUGACGCGUCACCCGCUGCUGCUCCCAGGCCGGAGAUCGUCCUCGCUCACCCUCAUCCUGGUGGUGCUGCUGACCGUCUCGGUGGUCCUCCUCAUGCUCCUCGCCCUCGGGAUCUUCUCGCUACCUGUGGAUUCCGACGGCCCAGCUAAGCACGGCCCUCGAAGAUCCGUCCACGAGGCGAGGAAUGCGCUGGAGCACGGAGGGGAUCAGUGGACGGAGCAGGUUUCGUGGGAACCCAGGGCUUUUAUCUAUCACAAUUUUAUGUCCCAGAAAGAGUGCGAGUACCUCAUUGAAUUGGCAAAGCCUCAUAUGCAGAAGUCAACAGUUGUAGAUAGUGCGACAGGUCGGAGUAAAGACAGCAGGGUCCGGACAAGUGCUGGCAUGUUUCUUAGAAGAGGACAAGACAAAAUCAUCCGAACAAUUGAGAAAAGAAUAGCAGAUUUUACCUUCAUACCUGUAGAACAUGGAGAGGGUCUUCAGGUUCUCCAUUAUGAAGUUGGUCAGAAAUAUGAAUCUCACUUUGACUACUUCACAGAUGAAUUCAACACUCAGAAUGGGGGUCAGCGAAUAGCUACAGUUCUCAUGUACCUUUCUGAUGUUGAGGAAGGUGGUGAAACUGUCUUUCCUUCUGCAAAAUUCAACAGAAGUUCUUCAGCAGAGUUAUCAGAAUGUGCAAAAAAAGGCCUUUCUGUUAAACCAAAGAUUGGUGAUGCUUUACUCUUCUGGAGUAUGAAACCAGAUGCCACUCUGGAUCCAUCUAGUUUACAUGGUGGAUGCCCUGUUAUUAAAGGAAAUAAAUGGUCUGCUACAAAAUGGAUGCGCGUUCAUGAAUAUAGAACUUAGUUACUUUGCUAAGAAGUGUCUAGAGUUGAUCCAUUUAGCAUCGGAUAGGGGUCCGGAUUCAGGGUGAACACUUAAACUUCAUGGAAGGCAAGUCACAUUGCUCUUCUCCUUAUUUCCUGUCAGUUUUGUAAUCCAAGUCAAACUACAGAUAUUCGAUACGAUGUAAAUGUUAUGAGUCGAACUGGAUAGUGUUCUGUUUUUCAUCAAUAUUUUGACAAUAAGAUCUGGCUUCAAGCUUCUAAGUUGGAUUGACCA
Molecule: messenger RNA, 1202 nt
Organism: Zingiber officinale
Lineage: Eukaryota; Viridiplantae; Streptophyta; Magnoliopsida; Zingiberales; Zingiberaceae
Product: probable prolyl 4-hydroxylase 3
Exons: 8
Coding region: 87-947 (286 amino acids)
Biological process (GO): peptidyl-proline hydroxylation to 4-hydroxy-L-proline
Cellular component (GO): endoplasmic reticulum
Molecular function (GO): iron ion binding; L-ascorbic acid binding; procollagen-proline 4-dioxygenase activity
Source: RefSeq, a predicted model, not a curated record